Molecule: messenger RNA, 4601 nt
Organism: Bemisia tabaci
Lineage: Eukaryota; Metazoa; Arthropoda; Insecta; Hemiptera; Aleyrodidae
Gene: prel
Product: preli-like
Cellular component (GO): mitochondrial intermembrane space
Source: RefSeq, a predicted model, not a curated record
CAAAUUCAUAUUAUUGCAGUGCAGUGUAUUAAUGGUUCUGUUAUCUUUUAACCGUGAAUUGAUAAUAUCACUGGCAGCCUGUGGGUGGGAUAGACAUGUGUCAGAACUUUCUCUAUUCUUCCAUAAUCUAAUCAUCAAUCGUUUAAUCUAAUAACAAAUCAGUAAGCGGCACCGUGUUUCUAGCCUUCAAGGCAUUUCACAAUCCACUUCAAAAACGAGGAAAUGGAGUCAAUUUGUUAAAUUUUCCACAAUUCCAAAGAUAAUUUUAUUUUAUUUUGGUCCCAAAGUCUGCAAACCGCAUGUUUAUCUGAGGCAGUGAAAUCGUAUUAUAUAUAGUUGCCUCUACUCUAAAUUUUUGUGUCACGAUCAAUCAUGAAAUACUUCGAGGAUACCACCACAUUCAAAUACAGCUGGGACCAAGUUGUGACUGGAUUCUGGCGUAGAUAUCCUAAUCCAGAAAGUUCCCACGUGUUAACAGAGGAUACACUAAGCAGGGAAUUGAAAGAAAACAAGCUCUACACAAAACGGAUGUUGACUAAAACCAACCGACUGCCGAAGUGGGGCGAGCGUUUUGUCGGAAACCGCGUUGUCAAGAUUAUUGAGGAGUCGAUUCUUGAUUUGCAGAACAAGACAUUGGUCACUUACACCCGAAAUAUAGGAUAUUCAUCAGUCAUGAGUGUUGUUGAACGGGUUGAGUAUAGAGUGGACACAGAUAACCAUAACCAAACAAUUGCGGUUCGCUCAGCGUGGAUUGAUUCCUCUGUGUUCGGUUUUGGACGAGCCAUACAGUCCUUUGGGCUUGAAAGAUUCAAGAAAAAUUGUGGAAAGAUGGUUUCAGGAUUCAACUUUGUCUUGAACCAACUCUACCCAACUCAUGAAACGCAACUACCACGAGAGACUGUUAGUCAUAGUAAAGACCGCCUUUCUGACGCUGCAAACAAGGCUAAAAGUAUUGCAAAAUCAGGGCCUUACUAUGCCUCUUGUGCGCCAGAGAAUUAAAAUAAUGGGAUUUUCCCCCUGAAUCGUAUUUUACCCAAAGGAUUUUAGUGCUCUCAAAAAUCAAGGUAACAUUGUCCAUUUCUAGUCUGGUCUCAAGCCACCAAUUUUUUCAUUUUUCCUGAAAUAAAAUUGCAAUAUCACUUGGCUAUCUUUCAAAUUCAUGUUGAAAAGGCAAUUGAUUUAAUUUAUAAUAUUUUAGUAAUCCAUUUGAUUUUAUGAGUGCACUAAAUCCUGCUCUUUUGCAUUCAAGGCUAAAUCAAGAAGUAGGUACUUGGUUUUUUAUCAUUAGUUGUGGAACUGAGAAGAUGUUCCUCAAUACGAGUGUCUCAAAAUUUCUGAUUUAGGCCUAGUAUUUGUAUUUGUAUUUCAAGAGAAUUUUUCCAUUAAUUUUGUGCAUUACCAGAGAAUAUUCCUCUAAAAGUCAAAGAUAAAUCACAUGAAAUUUUUCGCCUUAUUGAUGAGUCACCUAAAUAAGUACAAUAUGACAAGGAAUCUGCACUAACCAAGGUUCAUAUAUUCUAGUUCCAUUGUCAGUCUGCUAUGGACGAAUUUGUUUAGCUUUUGAGUACUAUCAUGCCCCAGAAGCAAUGUGUUCUUGUCAACAUAGCCUUUAUUUUUUGUUCCUUGACACUUAAGAAAAGUCUUCGGAUACAAUCCUGAAGUGUUGCAUUGAAAGUAAGGAGCACAAAUAUUGUAAAUUGAGGAAAAAAUGAAAUUUUGAUGAUUAAUUUAAUGCAUCGUCAGAUACUCCUUUCAUAAAAGCUUAUGAUGAAAAAUUCAUCUGACAGCAUGACAGCAUUGGUGGUGCAGGGUUUUCUAGCAACCUCUCUCUGACUAAAAGCUUUCAACGAUCACUAAGUCCUCAAGGAUGAUUUUCUUUCUCUUGGAUUACAAGAGAUAAAGAUUGAAUCAUUGUCGUUUUGGAAAUUUUCAAUCAAAAAUAUUUUCUUUUUCUUCCAAGCUGACACUAACUCGCGUAUGUGUAAUAGUAUGAGAAAAUAUAGGUGUCUCAUCUUUACAUAAUGAUAAAAUUCCUUGAUUAGAGUCCUUGUUUUAUGUUUCUCACCCAUUCCUGUAUUUUAUAAGGGUUAUGAGCGUAUUAGAUAAAAAAGAGGGCAUCUUCAUUCUGCAUUUUGAUGUUCAUGAAAUAAAGUUAACAUCAUUCAGCCCUGUUGUCAGGUUACAGCAGUCUGCUUCGUCAAUGAGGCAGUUGAAAUCUUUUAUCUUAUUGAUAUCAUAUAUCAGUAAGGCAUGUACAUUUAUGUAUCUUUUAUCAAGAUAUUCAGUUGAUAAUCUUGUCCCAGGUGUAACAUGCAUAUUGAUGUAAAGUGUCUGAUCACUGCCCCCUGAUUUGCUCAGAUACAUCGUCAUUUCAGUUCUGAUCCUCCUGAGUUUAUAUUUAUUCCAUUCCUAAAACAUUGUAACUGCUGUCCAAUAUUCAUGGUGUCUACAUGGCUGACAAAACGAGAAAAGUCAAAGAAAUCAAUUCUAACCACAAAUCUCUGAGAAUAACAUGGCAUGGAAACUGGAAUUAUUUCUUUUAAAUUGAGUUUUACAGUCAUAAUGGAGACAGUUUUACAAAUGGAUGUAUUUAUGCUAAAGAGAACUAUGUGAGCAUGAAUGAAAUCAAAGGGAUGCUUUCAAUGAUGCAUGCAAAUCCAGUGCAUAUAGUUCCUUUUGAUUAUUUCUAUGCAGCUCCCUGGAGAAUAAAUACGUUCAGAUUUUAACUGUGUCCAGCCAAAGUGAGAGCUUUCAGAUUAAUUUUUGAAAAAAAGAAAUUUGAAUUUGUUCCUUCUUUUUCUGCGCAUUUAGAUCAUGGUUCAAAAAUGUCAGAAAAUGUUUGUUACUUCAGUUACAAAAUACUUGGAGUAGCAUAAUAAUUGUUUUUCUUUUAAUUUGUAGACACCCUGAUUUUACAACAGCUAUGCCUUUGUAAAUUUCCAUUAUGUUACAGAAAUAAUGAUAGUAAAAAUUUGGUGUAGGAACCAUUGUAUAAUUCUUUAAAAGCUCAACCAUAUGAAUUAACCAGAGUUUAUCAGUCAGAAUCUUUAAGGAGGAUUGUUCUAGCGUCAGGAUUUCACACACUUACAUGCAACUGAACGACAGUGUAUGAAAGAAUCUAAAGGAAAGAGAGUGGUGCUUGCUUAUCUAUUUGGUUGAGUGAUCGGUAUCAUUUCUUUUCUUAGAUAAAUCCAGUCUGUCGUUCAAUAGACCACAGAAUGUAUCAGGAGUUUAUGGCAGUAUUUCUUAUGCUUUGGGUUGGUCCAAGCCUACUAUUUAUGAAUGAAGUUGCAUCUAAAAGUUUUGUCAUUAUCAAAAGCAAUUUAAUUUAUGUGUUUAGGUCUCGUGAUUAGCUUGGCAGACCUGUUAGCGUCUCCAAUCUUCUCUUUUUUCUCCACCACUUUGUCCUAAUUUCGUUGUAAAAUAUUUCAAAUUUUUGAUAUUUUAUGCACUAGACCAUCAAGCAUGGACUCGAAGUGCCAAAGGUUAGUCAAUUAUUCAGCUGGACAAAAGAUUUGCAAUGCGGUUGCUGGUUGUCUGACUAAUUUACAUAACUUAAUUCUAUCCGUCUAGUUUUGUCCACCAGGCUAACACAAUUUCAAUGAUCGUUUUGUUGAUAUACUAACUUACAUUCCCUCCAUGAAUACUUCAAAUUUUGAUUUGAGAACAUUUUUUGGCAACUUCAUGAGAUGGAAGUUUCAGGUUUUUACCUCAUAAACCUUGCACUAAGAGCACUAUCACAGAUUAUCUGAUACAUUCUGCCCAGUUGUUUUAUUAUUUUAAGGUUAACUAUUAUUGUAACGUGUACAGUUAGAGUUAAUACAUUUUCAACAUUCGUUAGCUCAUAGGUGUGUAAUUAUUCAGUGGUACCCCUAGGGUUAGGCUGGAAUCGCAUGUGUUAGUUUUUUACUGCGGUAGUCGUUUCUCUAGAUAGGUCCCUUUAUGCCAUCAUGAAAAAAAACUUAUUCUUUUUUUAAACCAAUGAGCUUGCAUCCACCUUAAUUUUUGUUUUCUUGUCUGGAAUUUUCCACUAAUGUCAGACAUGAUAUGCUCUACCAACAAGCUUGAAGAUAAGAACGAAUUCAAAGUGAAGUUCUGUGCGAUCUUUUUGACAGACUUGAUUUAUAGUAGCCACAGCGCUCAUUCUUUAAAUUUUUCGUUCGGUGCUACUAGUUGGUCUCAAAAGAAUGUAAGAAUUUUUUUUCUCUCUUUUUGAGGUUGGUUUGCUGUUCCUCUUGGGACGAAAGUGAUCGGAACCUUCGAGAACCAAAUUAUGAAUUUUAAAAUUUAGAUCACAGGGCAUAAUUUGUUAAAGAUAUUGUUUGUUUCUGUGGUAAUCGUAUUUUGAUAUCUCUCAAAAAAAGCAUGCCCACUUGAUAAUUCAUGUCACCGCUUUUGGGUAUUAGCUGACGAAACUUGUAAAUGCGACUUACAACUUUCUUGCUGUGCAAAAAAAUUUCAAGUUGCGUCGCUGCUGUUAUUUCUCGAAGUUUUAUGCAAUCGUUUUCACUUUUGUUACCUUCCUUUUUCAUGUGAUUUGUACCUGCAUUGAGUGUUGGCCUUUAGGGCCUGGCUUUGUAAAUAAACUCGUUUCAACAUGA